Paramisgurnus dabryanus is the source of this 7368-nucleotide messenger RNA. RefSeq names its product protocadherin 1a (gene pcdh1a). The record is from RefSeq and is a predicted model, not a curated record. Gene Ontology annotation, molecular function: calcium ion binding. Lineage: Eukaryota; Metazoa; Chordata; Actinopteri; Cypriniformes; Cobitidae. Gene Ontology annotation, biological process: homophilic cell-cell adhesion. Gene Ontology annotation, cellular component: plasma membrane.
GCGCGCGCUGUUGAGAAAUCUCCUCAGUCACUCACUCACUGACAUGCACAGACAUUCAAGCAGGAUUAACCCUGUGCGGAGAAGAUACCUGUGCCAAAACUGCUUUUGGUAGUCUACUGAGGAAAACGAAAGGGGAAACCGACAUACAUUCGUUUUGUCAUUACGUUUUGAUAUUAUUUUCCGGUCUAUUAUAUGUUACCAUUCCGCGAAGAACUGAGAAAACGAAGAGCACCAUCAAAUUUCCUGAGAACCUGUACUCUCAUAAAAUACCUCAUAUGAGUGUUUGAGGAUUUAUGGACUGACAAUAGGGCUGGUUGAUGGUUUAAAACAGUUUUCGUGUUGAGAAGCAACACCUUAGACAUUUAACAUCAAUUAUCCGGCGUAAUUUCUAUUUUAUUAAUACUUACGCCAUCAACCUGACGCGCAGUCGUGGGGAUGGCGGGGAGAAACGCGGACACUUAUGGAUUGUUUGCCGACGGAAGGAUUUUAUGCUUUCUUGAUGUCUGGAUUUUUUAAAACAGCGGUGUCUGUGUUACCUCGAAGGAAGCAGCUGUAGUUGAUUCUCAGACGAGAGACGCAGGGAGCUGGCGAGCGGAGAAAAGUGAUCGACGAAGACCGAGGUGUCACCUCUCCGAGGGCUCAUGGAUCUCCCUGUGGUGUUGUUUCUGCUGUGGGGACUAUUACUGGACUUGUUGAGUGGUGUGGUGGGUGGCAUUCUCUACCGUGUGCAUGAGGAACAACCUCCCAGCACCCUGAUUGGCAGUCUGGCUGCUGACCAGGGCUUACCCGACACCGGGCACCUGUACAAACUGGAGGUGGGUGCUCCCUACCUGAGGGUGGAUGGAAAAACUGGGGAUAUCUUUACGACCGAGAUCCCCAUAGACAGAGAGACACUGAAGGAUUGUCGCAACAAAGGCAAGCCCUGCUUUCUGGAGUUUGAGGUGUCCGUCACAGACCUCAUUCACAAUCAGAGUCCACGGCUGAUAGAGGGAAGGAUUGAGGUGAUUGAUAUCAAUGAUAACACACCGCAGUUCCCCUCACCUGUUCUCACCCUUUCAGUUCCAGAGAACACCCACAUGGGGGUGCUCUUCUCAAUUCCACUUGCCACAGACAAAGACACGGAGAGGAAUGGAGUAUCUGAUUACACCUUAACAGCGGGACCAGAGGCUGUAGCGCUCUUUGGUCUGCAGGUUGCAGAAGACCGAGGUGAAAAAUUGCCUCAGCUCAUUGUGUUGGGAGGCCUUGAUCGAGAGCUAAAAGAUUCCUAUGACCUUACCAUCAAAGCAGUGGAUGGAGGAAAUCCACCUCGCUACAGCAGUGCCUUGCUGAGGGUCGUCAUCGCUGAUGCCAAUGACAAUGCACCCAAAUUUGAAAAAUCGUCCUAUGAAGCAGAAGUUGCAGAAAACAGCCCGAUCGGACACUCUGUGUUGCAGGUGAAGGCUAAUGAUUCAGACCUGGGCCCUAAUGGUGAGAUUGAAUACACAUUACAUCAGGCCAUUGAUCCUGUGCCAAAACUACUCCGGAUAGACCGUUCCACAGGCGUCAUAUACGUCAAAGGUCCAUUGGAUCGUGAGGAGAUCAACAAUCUGAAAUUUUACGUUGUUGCCCGAGACAAAGGCCCCUCACCUAAAAGUUCUAAAACAUAUGUUUCUAUUGAUGUGACAGACCAGAAUGACAAUGCACCAGCGGUUGAGAUUCGUGGCAUUGGUCUUGUGAUCCAUAAUGAUGGGGUGGCAAACAUUUCAGAGGAUAUGCCAGUUGGCACUGCGGUAGCAUUGGUGCAAGUUUCAGAUAAAGAUGAAGGGGAAAAUGCUGUGGUGACCUGUGUGGUUGCAGGUGAUGUUCCUUUCCAACUUCGGCCAGCCAGUGAUUCCUCAGUUGACAACAAAAGGAAGUAUUUUCUGCAGACCACAACCCCUCUAGACUUUGAACGGAUAAAGGACUACCGGGUGGAGAUAGUGGCAGUGGAUUCAGGCAACCCAGCUCUAUCCAGCACUAACUCACUGAAAGUCCAAGUGACAGAUACAAAUGACAAUUCACCCAUUUUCUCCCCAACUCUGUUUGAACAGGAGUUUCCUGAGGAGAACCAGCCAGGUGAAAAAGUGUUAGAUGUUGUUGCCUUAGAUGCAGACAGUGGAACAAAUGCCGAGCUGGUCUACAACAUUAUUGCAGACUCUUCAACUAGGGGGCUUUUUGAGAUUGACCCCAACUCAGGUGAAGUUCGUGCUCGGAGCCCUCUGGAUCGUGAGCACAAGGAGCGCUAUGAGUUCCGUGUUACUGCAACUGAUAAAGGGGUUCCCAGUCACAGGGGUACUGCCACAGUUGUAAUUAAGGUUCUUGACAGAAACGACAAUGAUCCCAAGUUCAUGCUAAGUCUCUACAGCUUCUCAGUCUUGGAGAACAUGCCACCCCUUAGCCCUGUUGGCAUGGUAACAGUACAGGACAUGGAUGAAGGUGGAAAUGCUCAAGUACAACUUUCUGUGGAACCAGAUGUGGGGAAAUUUGUCAUCCAAAAUGGUACAGGCACUAUUCUGUCUAGUAUCUCAUUUGACAGAGAGAAGGAGAGCAGUUAUACAUUCCGUUUAAAAGCUGUAGAUGGAGGAGACCCACCCAGGUCAUCAUACGUUGGUGUAACCAUCAAUGUCCUUGACGAAAACGAUAAUGCGCCUGUUGUCACCAAACCGUCAAACUCAUCCUUCAGACGUCUGUCUCCCAUGGCUGCUCCAGACAGUGUUGUGGAGGUGGUGGAAGCAGAAGACAUUGAUUCUGGAUCCAAUGCUGAGCUAGUAUACAGCAUUGCUGGGGGAAAUCCACAUGAUCUUUUUUAUAUCUCUCCAUCCGAUGGGGAGAUCACGUUAACCAAGGAGCUAACUCGCAAACACAGUGGUCUGCAUCGACUGGUUGUAAGAGUUAGUGACAGAGGCAAGCCAAGCCGUCAUGCCAUUUCUUUGGUACACAUUUACGUAAACGAGACCAUUUCUAAUGUAAGUCAUGUGGAGGCACUUGUGGGACAUAGCUUGUACACCCCACUGGACAUGGACAUUGCAGGAGAUCCAGAUUAUGGCAUGGCUGCCCAAAGAAGCAACAUUGUGUAUGGCAGUUUGGCUGGAGUGGCAGGGGUGGUCACUGUCAUUGUUGUGGUGGUCUUCAUCAGGCAUCGUCUCCAAAGAGAAGCUAAAAGUGGUUAUCAGGCUGGAAAAAAGGAGACCAAAGAUCUGUAUGCUCCCAAGCAGGGACCAAAAAGUGGCAAAGGGAGAAAGGGUAAAAAAGGUAAGCCACCAAAGGCACCCAAACCUCUUGGAGAGGAUGAAGAGGUCAGCCUUCAAAAGAGCCUAAAAUUUAACCUCGAUGGGGUAAAUGACAGCCCCAGGAUCCAUUUGCCUCUGACAUAUCCGCCUGGAAGCCCUGACCUAGGCAGACACUACCGUUCCAACUCCCCACUGCCUUCCAUCCAGCUCCAGGCCCAGUCCCCAUCUGCCUCCCAAAAGCACCAGGUUGUCCAGGAGCUCCCUGCUGCCAAUACCUUUGUGGGAACAGGCGGUGAUGACAACUCGACCGGCUCUGACCAGUACUCGGAUUACAGCUACAAGACCAAUCCACCAAAAUACAGUGCAAAAACGCUCCCACAUCGCAGAGUGACGUUUUCCACUGCCAAUCCGAUGCAGGACCAGCAAGACUCUUCCCAGCAGAGUUACUACGACAGUGGCUUGGAGGAGUCUGAGACCCCCAGCAGCAAGAGCUCUUCGGGACCUCGCAUUGGCCCCCUCGCCCUGCCCGAGGACCAUUACGAACGGACCACUCCAGAUGGCAGUAUCGGAGAGAUGGAACACCCAGAAAACGAUAUCCGCUCAUUGCCUGACGUUGCCAUGACGGGAAAUUGCAGUCAGGAGUGUAGCGAGCUGGGUCACUCAGAUGCCUGUUGGAUGCCCGGUCAGCCUUCACCUGUCCGCAAGACCCGCAAUCCCCCCAAACUGUCUACGUUUGUGCCUUAUCAGGAGAGGGGGAGCCUGGGACGCCUGGCCAAUGGGAGUUUGAGGCUUGGGGGAGAGGAGAACAGGCCACGCCUCCCACCUUCCCGUAGUGCCUACUCCAGUAGUGACCACAACCCCAGUGACCACGCCCCACUGGAAGAGGUGCCUCUGAGCGUGACAUCAGAGUUCCCACCCACCAGUCCGACCUCGAAUCACGCCUCGAAACGGGAGAUAUACCUGUGAGAUAACCACGCCCAACAUCUUCGAUCGAUGCACAUCAAAAGUUACAGAGACACGGUUUAGAAACGACAUUUGUAAACCCGAACCUGCGACAAGAUGAAAACGAAUUUAAUAGUUGAAAAAUUGGUCAUUGGAAAUGUGUUAAAGAGUUUUAUUUAUCUUAUUUAUUUAUUCAUUCAUUCAUUCAUACAUAUAUUUAUUAUACUUUCUGUUUUAAACCAUUGUUUUUACAUGCCAUCAGAAACGAUUCAUGAAUACUUUGAUGACGUUUAGCUUUGCUAGCCUGCAAAAUGUCAAUGGGUUCUUUCAAUAGAUUACCAAGUGCUGUAGUGCCACGGUCAGGGUACUGUAAAGGGUUCUGAGCCACAUACAGGGUGUAUAACACUCCUAAUCCUGUUCUCAGAGUGGAGCAGACUUUAUAUGUAUAUCUAAAACGCUGUAAAUACAUUUGUAUGGUGUAUAUAUAAAUAUCAAUUACUAUCAGGCGUGAGUUGAAACAUAACAAAAAAGGUACAUCUAAACCAGCCUGAUGACACCCGAGUGUACAGUCAGAUGUCAGAACUGCUGCUUUUGAGGGACAGGUGUGCGUUUUUAAGACUCUGAGACCCUCACUUGCUGUGCCGUAUGGUCGUAUGCGCAUUGCAACACAGUGUAUAGUUUGUGGCCGUUCAUUAGGUUUGUGAGGGGGGGUUUAACACAGAUUAACACACUAUGACAGAGCUUAACAUAUGCCUGUGUCUGAUGGGCGUCAGGGGACCCACUGUCACGAAAAAUUAACACGCGCGGCUUCUGGAACAUUAGCAGGCUUUCAACAGAUGCGAAAAUGCUUGCGUACUUUUGCGUCGUGCAGCAAAACUUGUGUUUUUUGGCACUGUGAAUUUUUCAUUCCACCUGAAGUCCCGCGGUGCAAUGCACUCACUGUCUGGCACUCGCAAAGAUGCCUACAGCUAACGAAGGACAGCAUCAGUUAGGAGGAGAUCGUCUGGCUCCCCUCAGAUUAUCAACAGAGUUUCGUAAACUAUGACACAAUUGCGAUUGAGAGUACACGGACAUGCCUUGCCUCCAUCAAAUGGACACAUUUUUCCACGAUCAUACUCAUGGUUGUUUUUUGUUUUGUUUUUGUUUACAUGUGUUUUACUUUUUUUUAAAGGGAAAUAAUUGUGUGCUAUUUCAACUUUGUUUGAAGAACAAAUGUAUUAAUGCCUUAAAACAGUUGUAUAUAACAAUCACAAUGGACAAAUUAGACUGAUAAUCCUGUCUUGUCUCUCGCAUGUCAAUUGUGCAUGUUUUUUUCCACAAUCAAAAAAAAAAAAAAUACAAAUGUUAGAAAAGAUUACAUCUGCACACCAUAUUUUGACUAUUUUCCACCUUUUUUAACAUAAAUGUACUGUCGUCCAUUGAUAGGGAAUUCGAGUUUAACACAUUUUUUUCUUUGACACUGUGCUGACUAUCUAAUAGAAAGACACUAUCUAGCUGUGUCCCCUUGUGUUUGAGAGUCCCUUUUAAGGGACCGUUUCGACAAUGACUACUAUCUAGUGAGCUCAAGGACUGGAUAUCUGAUGGACAUUAUCAUUACUUUUGCAUCACAACGUAUCAACUCGAUAUCUACUUUCUCCGCACCCGCUGCAGCACAGAAACUGCUCGUAUCCCGGCGCUCGGAUAAGCGAGUGUUUGUGUCUGCGGGGGGAUGGAACGGGGGUGUUCUGCGAUGGGCAUUUCCUUAAUUAGGGUGAGUAAUGAGUGUGGUGCAGUUGGCAUAUGUGAACAGUCCAACCCCUAAAGGAAGCACAUAUCGUGGAAAAGACGGCAGAGAAAAAGCGGAGAGUCGCAUUUUUCACUGCGCUUACCUCGGCCUUCAGCCCCAACAAUUAAGGCCGAAACAUAUGGAAAUCACUGGACAUAGCCAUGAUUAAAUAAGGCGAAUGAUUAUCCCGCCCCAAGGAAAGAAGGCACAUUAUGCUGUUUUCAAAGCCAUUUAGUGACUCUUGAUAAAAAAAUCCAGCGAGAGUCAUGAUCCGACGUAAUUAGCCCGGCUCACCCGCAGUUGCGCUCAGCGUAGCUCUUCCUAGGAGAUCGCCGACCCGGACUUAACACAGAGAUAUGACCACAAACCUCUACCACUUGAAAUGCUUUCAUCUAUUCAAACAGGCUUUGACCUUACUAGCGCACUCUGAUGCCAGCCUGAGUCAGGUAGUCUAAAUUGCUGGUUUCGACUUCGUUCAGAUUUCCGAGUCUGGAAAUGUUAUUCAUGGGAAUGGACUCCUCUGAGUUCUCUUGCCGGUUUUGUUUCGCGGGCCGCUCAGAGGACAGACUGAGAAAUGUCCACUUCUUGUGGUUGUUUUUUUAAUCCGGUGUUUAGAUGUGUGCUGUUUUUGCUGUUAGAUGUCUCUAGCUGAGGACCUCUGGAUGAGAUCGUAUUGAAUGGGGAAGUCUUUCCUUGUCCUUAGAAUGAGGCUUUUCUUCAUAGAUAAUCAAAAAAACUGGUGUCUGUGGUAAACAUCUCUUUGAAGGAGUUUUGUACAUAGCUCUCCACAUCCCCCAGUGCGUGGUGUCAAGCAGGCGACGAGUUGAGCAUGAUUCCAAAGAUAAUUGGUAGAAACCGUUUACUGUUCUUGCUGAGAUAUAUUAGUGCCGGUUCAGAAACCCUUUCGUAGAACAAAACCGACGUUCACUGCACAAACCCAUCUUCACCGUUCACCCCAACCUAAAGACAGCUGCCUUGAAAGUAUGUCUUUUGCAGGAGAGUUCAAAACUUGUUAUCCUUAAUUGUUGGUUAUAUUUAUAUAGGACUAAAAAUGCUUGUGAUGAUCUGUUUUUGUACAGUUUUAUGUACAUGCAAGUGAAGCUUUUUAAAUCUUACAACAAAAGCCGACGGCAUAUAAAAAUCGUAAAGUGUUUAUUGAGACGUGCACAUCUUGCCUUGGAUGGAUCGAUCUUUUUGCUGAGUCAGUGUGAAUGUGGCCGUUGUAUGCCUGCACCGUAGUCAUUCACUGGCUCCUGUCACAGAGGGCUUAUCAGAUUUUAUGUUUAUCGUGAACAGUGGAUUGUCCGAUCCGACUUGUUUGUUUGAUUCCCAUGUGUUUUGUUUCGUUCUGUUUCCGCAUGUUGAAAACAAACUCCUUGUAAUAAGUCCUUGCAAAGUUUGUAAUAAAAUGAG